AUGGCGCUAGCCCUAGCGCUCUCCAAGGACGAGCUCUGCGCGGUAGACAUUGACUACUCGCAGCGCAUGCUGCGGCUUGUGGACGUCGCGCCUGAGGCCGCAGCGCCGCGUGUGCUCUGCUUUGUCAAUACAAUCUCGGUGCACCACGACUCGCGCGUCAAAGCCGUUCGCGACACGUGGGGCCAGCGCUGCACGAAGCUGCUCUUCUUCAGCAACGCGACCGACCCUGCGCACGACGACAUUGUCGAGCUCGACGUGCCCGCCGACCACAACCACUUGUGGCAGAAGCACAAGGCAACGCUCGCUUAUAUCUGGAAGACGUAUCGGCACGACUUUGACUGGUUCUACAAGGCCGACGACGACGCGUACGUCCCGCAGGUCGUCAUGGAGAUGGAGCUCAAGCCGCUGCAGUUUGGUCACCGGUAUAGCUUGACGAGCGACCUCAUUGACUACUACAUCGUCAACAAGAAGCUCCUGAGCGAGUACAAGAAGCGCACGCACCGCUGGGUCUUCAACUCGGGCGGCCCUGGCUAUGCCAUGAACAAGCUCUACAUGCAAAAGGUCGUCGAGUCCAUGCACGAAGAGACGUGCUUGUCGGACAAGUACUGCGAGAUGCUGCCGGACGACGCAGCGAUUUCGUUUUGCAUGGUCUUCCACGACACGCAUCCGCCCAACACUCGGGAUUUGUUUGGUCGCGAGCGCUGGCACGCCGACAAGCCCCGCGGCAUCUACUACACGAACCCCAACCAACCCGACUACUGGAUCGUCCAGUACCAUCGCGACAUUGGCGGUCUUCAGUGGAAAGACGACUGCUGCUCGUCCGAAAGCGUCGCGUUUCACUACAUCUUGCCCGAGCUCAUGUACCACAUUGAGCGCCAGCUGUACUACUGCCGCAGCAGCGCGCCAGACCUGGAGAGCUUCAACGCAGCGACCGGACUCCACGUCUCGGACCAGAUCCUCGUGCCAGCCGAGCUCGCUAUCGACUAUGGUCCGUUCCCUGUCGACGAUCUCUAG
Molecule: messenger RNA, 1014 nt
Organism: Saprolegnia parasitica CBS 223.65
Lineage: Eukaryota; Oomycota; Saprolegniomycetes; Saprolegniales; Saprolegniaceae
Exons: 5
Coding region: 1-1014 (337 amino acids)
Cellular component (GO): membrane
Molecular function (GO): N-acetylgalactosaminide beta-1,3-galactosyltransferase activity
Source: RefSeq, a predicted model, not a curated record